GCAAGUCCAACUACGCGGAAGUUUCUAUAAUUAUUUCUAUUUUUUGUAUUGGGCCCGGUCGGAACAUUAGGCUAAGAACAAUGAUCUCUCUUCAAGCCCUCCGACAAACCGGGCUUUCUGCCACGCGCAGCUUUAACGCUUCCAGCACAAUUAGACAUUUCUCAGUAUCUCGCACCAACUACGAUAACCAAGAAUGUAAAGUUCUAGUUGUAGGCGGCGGUAGCGGUGGUUGUGCCAUGGCCGCAAAGCUCUCGUCGAAACUUGGUAAAGAUAAGGUCAUCAUUCUGGAGCCCGCAGAUAAGCAUUAUUAUCAGCCAAUGUUUACGCUGAUAGGAGGUGGAAUGAAACAAGUGGAUCAAUCUUACAAGCUGAUGUCAGACGUACUGCCGCAAAAGGCGAAAUGGAUUCGUGAAAAGGCCACAGACUUUGAUCCCGAUAACAACGUUGUUAAGACUUCAAGUGGUACAACAAUUAAGUAUGAUAUGCUGCUCAUUGCAAUCGGUCUCCAGCUAAACUUUAAUAAGAUCCCUGGCCUGGUGGAGGCUUUGGAGAUACCAAACGGUAAAGUUGGUUCGAUUUACUCACCAAAGUACGUAGACCGUGUCUACAACUCCUUGCGGAACAUUAAGGAAGGUAACGCAAUUUUUACGUUCCCUGCAUCGCCGGUUAAGUGCCCGGGUGCGCCGCAAAAGAUUUUGUACAUUGCGGAGCACUAUUUCCGCAAGCUAGGCAAACGGAACAACAUAAAUGUCAUAUACAAUACCUCGUUGCCUGUUCUUUUCGGUGUAAAGCACUAUGCAGAUGCCCUAUGGCCCAUUGUUAAGAAACGCAACAUAACGGUGAACACGCGUCGAAAUCUGAUUGAGGUUAGACCGGAAAAAGAUAUCGCUAUCUUCCAAAACCUGGAUAAUCCGAGUGAAAUAUAUGAAGAGCAGUACUCGAUGCUUCAUGCCGUACCACCCAUGAGCGCACCGGAUGAGCUAACCAAGUGCAAGGAACUGGUAAACGAGUCGGGAUUCGUGGAUGUCGACAAAUCGACACUUCAACAUACAAAGUACAAGAAUGUUUUCGCCAUUGGAGACUGUUCUGGUUCACCGAAUUCAAAGACUGCUGCAUCCGCAGCUGCACAAUCACCAGUUGUCUAUCGCAAUAUGAUCGCGGCGCUGGCAGGAAAGCCUCUAAACAACAGCUACGAUGGGUAUGCCUCAUGCCCCCUAGUUACCGGUUACAACAGCUGCAUAUUGGCAGAAUUUGAUUACUCCUUGACUCCUCUGGAGACAUUCCCAAUGCCCCAAAAUAAGGAGCGGUACACAAUGUUCUUCAUGAAAAAGCAAUUGAUGCCUAUGCUGUACUGGACACUAAUGCUUCCAGGCUACUGGAAUGGACCAGCUUUAAUGCGAAACCUAUUCGCUCCCUUUAGGUUCAGUCAAAAAUAGAAGACCCUGUUACUCAAACGGCAACAAAAUCCAUCAUUUUAUGUUUAUUACUUUAUUUCUGUUUGUGAUCGAUUUUAUAUUGAGGCAUUUUUAAUGAAAUAAAAUAUAUUGAUGAAAAAUA
Molecule: messenger RNA, 1557 nt
Organism: Scaptodrosophila lebanonensis
Lineage: Eukaryota; Metazoa; Arthropoda; Insecta; Diptera; Drosophilidae
Gene: Sqor
Product: sulfide:quinone oxidoreductase, mitochondrial
Exons: 7
Coding region: 81-1436 (451 amino acids)
Cellular component (GO): mitochondrion
Molecular function (GO): sulfide:quinone oxidoreductase activity; FAD binding
Source: RefSeq, a predicted model, not a curated record